UUUAAGGGAAGGAAUCCCUGCCAAAUUUCUCAUCCUGAUAUUCUGGUGGGGCUUGUUUGUUUCCUUUCGUCUUCUUCUCUUCCUCUGUUCUUUAAAAGGGAGAUGAAAUGCGCACGUUGUGCCUUCAUGACUUCAGUUUAGAGGAUCUGUGUGUCCUGGGAGCAGCCACUUCUGAGGAUGAAGAGGAGUCCCAAACGCUUUCUGAGCAUGUGCAAAGGGCAUUGCCUCUGCUGAAGGACUUUCUCUGUUACCAGCUCCUUGAAAAGAGCUUGGAAAUGUUCCUUGCUGCCUUGAUGCAACGGUUUGGAGAGAUCGGUGCAGCUUCUCUUUCUCGUGGGGAAGAAAAGUGUGAGCUACGAGGCAGAAGCGGUGGAAAAUUCAACUAAUCCCAAAGGUAUUUCCUUCUCCUGUUUUGCUUUCAUCUAGCAAACUCUGUGUUUAGAGUCAGCUAAAACUUGCAGAACUUGAGGGGCUGGUUCAAAAGAGAGCCCUCUGGAAGUGCUUAGUUGUUCUGUCAGUUUGGCAAGGCCAGUUUUGCUCAGAUGGAAAGAAAGAGAAUGGAUGUUUGAAACGAGGCCAUCUCAGUCUUGGGUUUGGAUUCUCCCCCUGUCAAAUAUAUAUAUUUGGGUUUCAGAAUUGAAUUCUGGUAUUUAAAAAGGCUUGUCUCCUGAUUGGUUGUGCAAAUGAAGUUAGCACAGAAUAGUUGACUCAAUGCCAUUUCAAAUAGUUAGCUGAUACCAUCAAAUGUGGUCUGCUGUUAAAAAUGCGCUGGAAGCCAGGUGUAGAUGUUGAGAAUAAAAUGCGGCCAGAAAAAUAUUUGCCACCCGGCUUUGCAGAGGAGAAUCUGGGGGAGUCCCCCCCCCCCCGGCAACGUAGAUGAUGCUUCAGCAUUCAGCUCUGACAUCUGUUCGCCUUGGAUUCUGUUCUCCUUUUCUGCCCCCGCUUUCUGCAGAGCUGAACUUCAAACGCCAAGCAAGCACAUUUUCUCCUGUUCUGAAGUUCUAUGUGGUUGUGAAAUAGUUUAAUCGGCAAUAAACCUCUGGAAGGGGUGUGCGCACCACAGAGACGCAGUGACUUCACUGCGCUGUGUAAUCCAAAAACCAUUUCCCUACUGAAAGCUGAGACAAGCAGGUGUUGCGAAGGCGUUUUCCACCAGGGUCCAGAGUGCCUGGCUUUGGAGCUGCUUUCGCAACAGAGAAUCACAGAACUGGGAGCACCAAUAGGUCAUUUAGUCCACCUUCUGCCAUUUAUUUUAAAAAAUAUAUAUUACUCAUUUACCUUCUUUAACUUGUUAGAUAUGAGCAAAGUGCUACGAGCUCCACCCCUGCCCCGAAAUCACUGGGAAUCUUAUGCAGUCACUCAUGGGCUUCUCCUGAGAUGUCCAAAGAAAUUGUUGACACACUUCUAAGUAAACUUUCCCCACCUUAAGGACUAGAAACUUAUCUUUAAAUAAAGAAGCCUCAAUGUCGGCUAACUUCAAGCCUUACUUUGGGGCUUCCAUUGGUCACUUGAACAGCCAUUUUGGGACUAGAUAUGGACUUGGGGUGCUCCAGAAGGGCUUUCCUGAUGUUUGAAUUUAUUAUUGAAUGAAUCCCGGCCCAGUAGACCUGAAGGAGCGUCUCCACUCCCAUCGUUCUGCCCAGACACUGAGGUCCAGCACUGAGGGCCUUCUGGCGGCUCCCUCCCUGCGAGAAACGAGGUUAUAGGGAACCAGGCACAGGGCCUUCUCAGUGGUGUGCCCACCCUGUGGAAUGCCCUCCCAUCAGAUGUCAAGGAAAUAAACAACUAUUUGACUUUUAGAAGGCAGCCCUGUUUAGGGAAGUUUUUAAUGACUGAUGUUUUAUUCCAGGCAUAGGCAAACUUGGCCCUCCAGAUAUUUUGGGACUACAACUCCCAUGAUCCUAGAUAACAGGACCAGUGGUCAGGGAUGAUGGGAAUUGUAGUCCCAAAACAUCAGGAGGGCCGAGUUUGCCUGUGCCUGUUUUAUUCUGUUUUUAAUAUUCUGUUGGGAGCCGCCCAGAGUGGCUGGGAAAACCCAGCCAGUUGGGCGGGGUAUGUAUGUAGGUAAAGGUAAAGGGACCCCUGACCAUUAGGUCCAGUCGUGGCCAACUCUGGGGUUGCGGCGCUCAUCUCGCUUUACUGGCCGAGGGAGCCGGCGUACAGCUUCUGGGUCAUGUGGCCAGCAUGACUAAGCCGCUUCUGGCGAACCAGAGCAGUGUACGGAAACGCCGUUUACCUUCCCGCUGGAGUGGUACCUAUUUAUCUACUUGCACUUUGAGGUGCUUUCGAACUGCUAGGUUGGCAGGAGCAGGGACCGAGCAAUGGGAGCUCACCCUGUCGUGGUGAUUCAAACCACCGACCUUUUGAUUGGCAAGUCCUAGGCUCUGUGAUUUAACCCACAGCGCCACCUGUGUCCCUAUGUAUGUAUGUAUGUAUAAAUAAAUAAAAUUUCCCAAGGCAGCUUUUAAAUUUAUUCCCCCCCUCCGCCCAACCACUAUUGUGUGAUGGGGUGGGGAAUUAGUGUGCAUACCCCUGUAUGUGAGCGUGUGUACCUGUGUUUCAUAGAACAAUAGAAUUGUAGAGUUAGAAGGGACCCCAGGGCUCAUCUAGUCCAACCCUCUGCAAUGCAGAAAUCACGAGGGUGGUUUUAUUUCUUUUUUCUUUUCUUUUUUUGGGCCUGGAAUUGCAUUUAUUUAUUUUUUUCAAAUAAAUUUUUAUUGUUUUCUUUCAAUAACCUUUUCCCAACAUCCAUACAUUUGUCAAAAUAUAUACCCUUUGACUCUGCCAAGUCCUGAUUUCCCUCCAUCCCUUCAAUUGGUAUCACCUGUUGCAUUUUUAUCGCGUAUUUUAUUCUUACAUCUCUACUAUUUUACAUUAUAGGUUACAUUAUACUCCAUUAUACUUCAGUCCUGCUAGUGUCUUUAAGCUUUUACAGUUCUCCUUUAAAUACAGUGGUACCUCGGGUUAAGUACUUAAUUCAUUCCGGAGGUCCGUUCAUAACCUGAAACUGUUCUUAAUCUGAGGUACCACUUUAGCUAAUGGGGCCUUCUGCCGCCGUGUUGCCAGAGCACAAUUUCUGUUCUCAUCCUGAAACAAAGUUCUUAACUCGAGGUGCUAUUUCUGGGUUAGCGGAGUCUGUAACCUGAAGUGUAUGUAACCCGAGGUACCACUGUACUCAAUAAAUUUACUCCAGUUAUUCAGGUAUCUCUGGUCAUCCUGGUCCCGGAUCCUUCCUGUCAAUUUGGCAAAUUCCACAAAGUCUGUCAUCUUCAUCUGUCAUAGUAUAUAGUAUGGUAUGUCUUGUGUUUUCCAUUUUUGGGCCAGUAGAAUCCUUGCGGCAGCUGUGGCAUACAUAAAUAGUCUUCGGUCUUUUAUUUUAAUUUUCCUUCCCAUUAGACCGAGCAGAAAAGCCUCCGGUCUUUUGGGAGAGGCAUACUUAAAUAUCUGUUUAAGCUCAGUAUAAAUUAACUCCCAGAAUUUUUUCACCUUGUCACAGGUCCACCACAUGUGAUAAUAUUCUCCGUCUACUUCUUUACAUUUCCAACAUCUUCUAUCCCUCUUCCUGUACAUUUUAGCCAAUUUUGUUGGCGUUAAAUGCCAUCUGUAAAUCAUUUUUAAUAAGUUCUCUUUCAAAGCCCUACAUCCAGUGUAUCUCGAACUCUCGUUCCAUAAUUUUAUCCAUGCUUCCAAUUCAAUAUUGUGCCCAAAAUCUAUGAGGGCGUUUUUAUUUCUUGCGUGUCCUGUGUGCGAUUUAUGGGUGUGGCCACGCCCAUCUUUGGUUUGGUCACGCCCUCUGCUGAAACAUGGCCCCCGGACACUUGGCAAAUGGGAAAAGUGGCCCUUGGGUCAGAAAAGUUCCCCCACCUCUCCAUGCAGAAAGAUUCCCAGCUCAGUUCCAGCAUCUAUGGCUAAAAGGAUGGGGCCGAGGGCAUAGCUGUCAAGUGUCCCUUAUUUGGAGGGACAGUCCCUUAUCCCAGCGCCAUGUCCCGCUGCUGUCCCUUAUUGAUGGAUGUCCCUUAAAUUUCCCGGGUUUCUAAGGAAGCAGCUCCUCUCCCUCCCUCCCUGCCGGCCAGGGAGGAGGGAGGCUCCAACUGUGUUGUUUGGCUGCCCAGCCCGCCCCCUUCCGGCCUCCUCUCACCAGCCUCAGCCCCUGGGAGCCCCUCCCCACCGGGACUGGCGGGAGCCUCGGGCCCUUCUGCCGCCAUCCUCCUCGCGGCCGCCGAACCGAGCGUCUCUGCCUGGGGCUUCCCCUCUGCCCGUCGCCGCUGCUCCCGCUUCCGCUAGGCCAUACUGCGGCUGUGGCGCCGAAGGACCCGGAUAAGAUGGGCAGCUGAGGAGCCUUGAGAGGAGAGCGAGGGCAACCAUAGAGAAAGCAGUUCAGAGAGAGGAGGAAGAGGAGGAGGCGGAGGCGCGGGCAGGUGUUCCAAGGGCUACAAGGGAAGGAUCGCAAGCGCUUCUCCCAUAGAUUUGUAGUGGUAGACUAGCAUAGAUGGUCUGAUCUGAGGGUUUGCUUCGGGCGCUAUUUCCCCCCUCCUCCCGCCCCGCCUGAUGGAAUUGAGAGCUGCAGAUGGAGCACGAGAGAAAAGAUACAGAACUGCAGCAGCAUCUUCGUAGCUUGGGCUUCAUUUUGCGCGAAAAGUGGUUGCUGCUUGUAGUUAUUUAAUUGCAGCGUUUCAUCGGCUGGUGUCUUGAGCAGCAACCUCUGGAAACGAAGGGCUAAAAACCGGCGCUGCUCUCCAAAAUUACCUGGUCCCUUUUAACUUCGUAUUUCAGCUGGUUGACUAAAAUCCCUUACUUGGGCUGCUGGUCCCUUAUUUUCAAGGCUGCUGGUCCCUUAUUUUCAAAUCUGUAAGUUGACAGCUAUGGCAGAGGGAGAUGUCAAGAUGCUGGAAAGCCGUUGCCAUAAGAACAGAGGGAGUGGUGUUAUAUCGAAAGAGGCUAUUGGUCCACCUUGCUCCGUAUUUUCUGCUGUCUUGCUGUGUCUGUCCAGGAUCUCAGACAUUAACUGCCCCAAAUCCAUCCUCGUGCAUGACUCACGACAUUCUUCAGCAAAAAAAGGAAAAGGAAAAGUUUCUAUUCCUGGAGGUUUCUAGCAUCCUGUAGUCGUCAUUGGUUGGACAAAGCGGAAAGCAUUGGUUGUGCAUCUGGUGGGUUUCUCAAAUGCUGGCACCAGAGUCAGCCUUGUCGCAGAGAGAACGCAGGAAGCCGGCCUUCUAUCAGGCCAGCCUGUUUCCUACGCAGCCCAGGAUUUACUCAGACUAGCAGCCACUCUCCAGAGCCUCUGGCUGCUGUGUAGGGAGGGGUGACUCUGCCAGAUGCAGUUUCUCAUUUCCCCAGCCUUAAGUUCAGCUCUCCACAUCAGGUUGUGAAUCGUUCCCCCUCCGCUUCUUCUCAAAGUCCUCAGGAAAUCUCACCAGCGUUUUAGUGUGAAUCUGAAAUAUACUCUUCAUGCAGCUCAUAGUGGUGAGGAGGAAUGGAAGUUCCCCCAGAAUGUCUGCUUUAUAUACAGUGGUACCUCGGGUUAAGUACUUGAUUCGUUCUGGAGGUCCGUUCUUAACCUGAAACUGUUCUUAACCUGAGGUACCACUUUAGCUAACGGGGCAUCCUGCUGCCGCUGUGGCGCCGGAGCACGAUUUCUGUUCUCAUCCUGAAGCAAAGUUCUUAACCCGAGGUACUAUUUCUGGGUUAGCGGAGUCUGUAACCUGAAGCGUCUGUAACCUGAAGCGUAUGUAACCCGAGGUACCACUGCACAUUAUUUACACAAUGCGCCCCACCUGAUUGGCUAAUUACGGGAUUCACCUGUAGGCCAAUCAGGUUGCGGAUUCACUUCCACCUGGAGCUGGAUUGGGUAGCUCCUGUGGACCAAUCAGACUGCUGCAUUCUGGACCCUAUUGUGCUAGGACCAAUCAGACUGUUGCAUUCUGGACCCUAUUGUUCUAGGACCAAUCAGACUGCUGCCUUUUGGAUCCUAUUCAACUCAGUACAUAACAGAUUCCCUCCUAAUAUACAUACUUUUGCAGACCUUUCAAGUGUUGCUAUUUUCCAGAGGCCGUUCCAGAUUUACAGAAGCCGUCCUGGUUUCUGAUUUGAUCCCAGAAUUUCCCACCUUUUCCAUAGGACAUCCCUAUUUUCAUUGGAUAAAUGUUGGAGGGUAUGGAGUUAUGAGACCCCCGAGCCAAGGAGAUAAGUAACUAUACAACCUUUAGAAGACAUCUGAACGCAGCCCUGUAGAGGGAAGUUUUUUUCCUUCGUGUUUAAUGUUUUAUUAUGUUUCUAUAUACAGUGGUACCUCAGGUUACAUAUGCUUCAGGUUACAGACUCCGCUAACCCAGAAAUAGUGCUUCAGGUUAAGAACUUUGCUUCAGGAUGAGAACAGAAAUCGUGCUCCGGCGGCAGCAUAUUUUCUUUACAUUUCCAGCAGGUAUUUGUACUUGUCUUAUACAUUUUAGCUAACUUAAAGUAAAGGUAAAGGGACCCCUGACCAUUAGGUCAACAUACAACAUGCCGAGAAUUUCAAAUCAAUUUCCCAUAACCUUUCCCAGUCUGAAAAUUGAAUAUUGUGCCCUAAAUCCCCCGCCCAGUGUAAACAUUGGCUGUGUCUUCUGGUGUGGACAACUGGUUGGUGACCCAAAGAACCCUGCUUGCUGCCCGACGAGGCCAGAACUUGCCACUUGCAGCAAAGAUGCUGACCAUAGCCUCUUUUUGGAGAAGCGAGGCGACAUCCCUGCGAUGGCUGAUGCAGCUGACUUUGCAUGACAGCUGUGGAAGGAAGACUUCACCACAAUUUCUUAGAAUAAUAAAGCCACUUCCUCACUGAGAUGCCAGUACCAGCGGAGGGCACUUCAGCAGUCCUCAUAAGAAAUGCUGGUUUCAUUCAAACGCAGUUGGCCAACUCUGAGCAGCUGUUGAUACAGCCCAGGAUCAAUUUCUCUGAAGGGUGGACCCAGGAGACUGGCAUUUUCCUCACUGUAGGUAAGCUGAUUUUCCAUCUCACCUCCAUCUAUUCUAGGAUUCAUGUGAUGAUGGGCUGGCCUGAUCCUGAUCCUGGUGGCCUCACAGGAGCUAGAGAUUUGGGGUUGGUGUCCUAAAGGGAAAGAAAAGGGUCCCCAACCUGUGGCCCAUGGGCCAGAAGCGGCCCAUAGCAGCCGUUUAACCGGCCCCUGAGCUGUUCCCGAACUGAGCCGCCCACUUGACGAGUCCCUGCGCGCUGCACUAAACCAGUGGAAGGGACUCUCUUCCGCGGCUCCGGAAAUUGCUUACAUAGAGACCUACACUGGCUCCCAGUACAUUUCCGAGCACAAUUCAAAGUGUUGGUGCUGACCUUUAAAGCCCUAAACGGCCUCGGUCCUGUAUACCUGAAGGAGCGUCUCCACUCCCAUCGUUCAGCCCGGACACUGAGGUCCAGCUCCAAGGGCCUUCUGGCGGUUCCCUCGCUGCGAGAAGCCAAGUUACAGGGAACCAGGCAGAGGGCCUUCUCGGUGGUGGCGCCCGCCCUGUGGAAUGCCCUCCCACCAGAUGUCAAAGAGAAAAUUAAUUACCAAACUUCUAGAAGACAUCUGAAGGCAGCCCUGUUUAGGGAAGCUUUUAAAGUUUAAUAGGUUAUUGUAUUUUACUGUUUUGUUGGAAGCUGCCCAGAGUGGCUAGGGAAACCCAGCUAGAUGGGCAGGGUAUGAAUAAUAAAUUAUUAUUAUUAUUAUUAUUAUUAUUAUUAUUAUUACAUACCCAGACGCUGGAAAUCGCUUCUGCACAGACAUGAUUUUCGGCGUCUGGGCAUGCACAGAAGCGAUUUCCGGUGCCGCGGACAUAAGCAGACACAAUUUCCAGCUUCGCGGUUCACCGGCCCAACCCAUGGAGUAUCUCCGUGGGAGUGAUCCGGCCCAUGCCCGGUAUGCCUUGCUGACCCCUGCUAUAGAAAAUGGUAACAUUGGGCAUUUGUUGGUGUCCCAAUAUGCCCCCCCCGGUAUUUCAGCAUUCCAACUUUGCAUUCCCACUUUGCCUGAAGCACCUAAGACGUUUAGACAAAGCAGGAAAUGAUUUUCCAUUUCCAUCCCCUGCCUCUCAGGGGUUCAAGGGAUCUCACUGAGAACAGCAUGGCCAACAGCCCUUCAAAUCUCAGGCCAAGGCUGCCACUAUCAGAAGAGAGGAUAGCUUGGGGCAAGACAUGUGCUUUGUAUAUGAGUUCAAUCCUUUGGCAUUUAUGGCAGAAAUCUCAGAGAGCAGUGCUAGGAAAGUCCAUUUCCUUGGGGAUGUUGAAGAACUGUUUUUUAUUUUAUUUUAUUUUUAUUUUUAUUCCCCCCCCAUUCUUUAUGAUCACACUUUCAUCUAGGGAUGUCGAAUAACUUACAAAAAAAACACACAUUCAGUCGAAAAUCUAACAAUGACAUGCAUCAAAAAGUAUAUACUGUUAUGUAUAACUAAACCACAGAGCCUAGGACUUGCUGAUCAGAAGGUCGGCGGUUCAAAUCCCCACAACGGGGUGAGCUCCCGUUGCUCGGUCCCUGCUCCUGCCAACCUAGCAGUUCGAAAGCACGUCAAAGUGCAAGUAGAUAAAUAGGUACCACUCCGGUGGGAAGGUAAACGGCGUUUCCGUGUGCUGCGCUGGUUUGCCAGACACGGCUUGGUCAUGCUGGCCACAUGACACGGAAGCUGUACGCCGGCUCCCUCGGCCAGUAAAGCGAGAUGAGCGCUGCAACCCCAGAGUCGGUCACGACUGGACCUAAUGGUCAGGGGUCCCUUUACCUUUAUAACUAAUAGGAGGAGGAUUUUGAAGAACUGUUUUGACCCGCAGAAGACGAUGCUAGGUCACAUGGUCCAAAGGUCCUAGCCCAGUGUGCAAAGCAUCUUAGUAGGCAAUGCUAUCACUUCUAGAUCCAACCCUCUCAUUCCUGGUCCCUUUGGCAUUGACUGAUGGACCCAUCCAAGGACUCUCUACUGUCAAAUUUCACAGAAUCAUGGAAUUGUUGAGCUGGAAGGGUCAUCUAGAGCAGGUAACAGAGCUUAAAAAAACCCCUUACCUCUGUUUAAAAACCUCCAAGGAGGAAGAAAUCUCCAAAGUCCAUUCCACUGUCGAUUAGUUCUUACCCUCCGAAAGUUCUUCCCAAUGUUUCAUUGGAAUCGUCUUUCUUGAAUCUAUCGGUUCAGGUCCUUGCCUCUGGAGUAGCACAAAAACAAGCUUGCUUCAUCUUCCAUGUGACAGCCCUUUAGAUAUUUGAAAAUAUUUCUUUUUUAUAUUCUUGGUUGAAGUUAUUUCUCAGCACUUUGGCUGAGAAGAAGAGUGGUUUUCUUUUUCUCUUUUUUGGGGGGGACGAGGGGGACGGGAAUAUGUAACCGGAUCCCUUCACUUAAGUCAGAUGGCUUGUGAUCCAAAAUCACCACAACUGCAGCUUACCCCUUUAAAUAAUGCUUUGCACUCCUAAAUUAGUUCUUCAUCUCUCCCACAUAACCGUUUCCCCUUACGAAAAGGUCCUUCAAAUAUCAAAAGCUUCCAUGAGCUUGAACUGAAUGUUUGCCCAAUUAGAUAUUUUGAUUUAAAAGUAGUGUGGAUGAAAAUGUCUGUUUUGGUAUCUCUCAGUGUCUUAUUUCUCCCAUAUUAAGUUCUCAUUUCUCCUGUAUUAAGUUUAGUCUUAAUAAUUUCUCCCGUAUUAAGUUUGUCUGCACAAAAAUGUGUACGAAUAUUCAUGAACAUUUCUACUAAUAUUUUUAAUGCAAUUUGCUUAAUAUUGCAAGCAAUUUUUUCUUAAUACGAUUCUUACAAAAAAAAAUAAAGAUGCUCAGAUAAAUACUUCCAUAUUGUCUCAAAGUUUUUUUUGGAGGCACAGGGCGGGAGUGUAAUGAAAAACUGAAAAUAAAUUGAGAUGUGAAUGUUAGAAAUUAUGUUAAUAUAAGCCAAUACGAAAGACGUGCAUAUGAAAAAUGGGAAGUUGGUGGAAAGAAAGAGGUGUGUGGGAACAGAUUUAAAUUCCGUACACUUUUUUUUGUUUUUGUUUAGAGAACUGCAUUGCAAAAUUUGGAGAAGCGUAUGGCUGCCUUUCGGUUUGCGAGUUGGUUUGGGAAGUUUGAAUUAGGUCACUUUGUGUUAGGAUGCAAAUUUCUGAACAAAUUUCUGCUCCAUCCCUAGUGUCGCAAGGGAGGACUAUUUCCUAAAACUCACUACAGUUAUGUACAAAUUCACUUUCUUCGUUAAAAAUGAAAGAAAAAGAAGUUUUGUUGACUGCCCCUUAGUUUCUGGUCUGCUGCCGCCCCAUUUUAUCUGGAAUGUCUUUCUCUUGUUGAGAAGUCUUUGAGAACUUUGUAUCGGAAGUUCCUGGCCAUUGAGAAGCCACUUGUAGGGAUGGUAAGUGGGGCAUUCCCAAGGCCUCCCAACCCCCCGCUGUGGGUCAUCAGCAUAUUAAAGGUAAAGGUAAAGGGACCCCUGACCAUUAGCUCCAGUCGUGGCCGACUCUGGGAUUGCGGCGCUCAUCUCGCUUUAUUGGCCGAGGGAGCCGGCGUACAGCUUCCGGGUCAUGUGGCCAGCAUGACUAAGCCGCUUCUGGCGAACCAGAGCAGUGCACGGAAAUGCCGUUUACCUUCCUGCUGGAGCAGUACCUAUUUAUCUACUUGCACUUCGAUGGCAGGAGCAGGGACCGAGCAACAGGAGCUCACCCCGUCGUGGGGAUUUGAACCACCGACCUUCUGAUUGGCAAGCCCUAGGCUCUGUGGUUUAACCCACAGCGCCACCCAUGUCCCAUCAGCAUAUUACUUACAAAAUAAUAAUAAUAAUAAUAAUAAUAAUAAUAAUAAUAAAUUAUUUAUACCCCUCCCAUCUGGCUGAGUUUCCCCAGCCACUCUGGGCGGCUCACAAUCGAGUGUUAAAAACAAUACAGCAUUAAAUAUUAAAAACUUCCCUAAACAUACUCCAAAACUCUGGAUAACCCCAUUCAGUCGUUUCAUGUAGAUGUUAGGCUUAGGGAUUUGACAGGGAAUAAAAUCAAACCCUGAAGUCUCCAUUGAGUGGAAUAACACUCCCCAAGCGUCACCCUCUGGAAACAACCACCCAAGUAGGACCAGAAUCGCUGCAAAGUGGUGCGGUGCUACCCACCCUUACAGUACCGGAUUUACAUAUAAGCUAAACAAGCUAUCAUUUAGGGCCCCACUUUCUUGGGGGCCCCAAAAAAGUUUAAAGAAAAAACAAACCUGGAUGUACAUUUCCAAAAUAUAAGUUAAAAAAUAAAUAAAAUAAAACCUACAUGCAGCAACAGUGUUUUGUGUUGUGUAGGCUCCUAUGAUGUAAGUAAUGGGCCCCAUCUGCUAGCCUGCUCCCAAAAAUAUCACUGGUUUGCCCAUUUCUAUAUAUAGGGUGCCUAAAUUCUGCAUGGAUGGGUUGCGUGGCAACAUGUGCAAAUGGCUUUAGAUACCUAUUAGGUCCAUAAAUUACCAUAUAGCAUAUAUUCAACACACAAAAACCAGCAACCAUUUGUUGUUGACAAAGGACAGCUGGACAUAUAAAGGGCCCCAUUACGUUCAGUAGCUUAGGGUCUCAUCAAACCUAAAUCCGGCCCUGCACCCUUAACUCGGACAGCCACUCCAGAAGGAUCACAUGGCUGAUGGUAUCGAAAGCCGCUGAGAGGUCAAGGAGAAUUAACAAGGUCACAUUUCUCCUCUGUCUUCCAACAGAGGGCACAGUAGACCUUGCAAAGCUGAUUAGCAAUACUGUCUUCAAGGGCAGCCCCAUGUAAAUUGGAUUACAGUAAUCUAGUUAGAAGGCUACUAGGCUAUGGCAAGGCUGUCUCAGUCCAGGCUACAAAUUUGCUCCUUCGAGGAGAGUGUGACGCAUUAUGGAACAGGCUGUUUAGCUAAUUCCCAGACAGGUUAACCACCUGCCCACAACAUCUCUUUCUUUUUAUCAGGAUUUAUUCUGAAAGAUUUCCUUCAAAGUCCCCCUCUAAAGACAGCGAAACUGAGGCGAGGUUUGGCGUGACUUACUGAAAUCCCCCUGCUAUUUCCUGGUGAAAGUCCAAUUUCUGUAAGGUCAGGACUUUUUUUCUUUUGUGCAAUACAAAAGACUCCUCACAUUUCAGUGUGAAGGGAUGGAAAGGUUAAGAAAGAAAGAAGGAAGCAAAAAAAAAAAAAAAAUUGCUUGUGGGGAUUUUCUUUUGCAGAAGUGAAAACAAUGUAUUUGCAAUGGUUAGACCAGGAAAGCAAAAGAAAUGGAGGGGGGGAAAUGAAGGAAGUGUAGAGAUUUGUGGAAGGUUGGCAGCCUCGAUGAUUUCAAUUCUCUCCUUGUUUUCGUAGUUAAAAGGACAUCUGUUCAUAGUUCCCUCUUGCAGAUUUCUCAGGGAGCGUUUUCAUCAGGGCUCUGGUAUUGAGGAAACGAGAGUUUCCUCAUUUAACAUCAACAUGUUGUGUUCGGAUUUCAUCCCUGUGACUCUGGAGGAUUUAGACACACAUGGAGGAAGAACGUGUUGGAAGGAGCCUGGUUUUCAACCAGCUGUGCGUUUUUAACGGCUUUUGUGGGGGUCAAGGCUUGCGCAAAAGAGUAAGCCCAUUUUGUCAAGAGAGCUGGAGACGGUUUGAAAGAGGGAUUGCCACUUGCGGUGUGAAUACUCUUCCUGCUUUUGAUACUCUGGUAAACAGGUCUGCCUGACUUUUAAAGUGUUUCCGAAGCCUCGAUGGAAGGAGACAGUGGGAUGAAAGAAAUGUAUUUUCGCGUGCGCCCAGUUGCCAAGUGUCGCGCAACUCCAGGGUUUCCUAGAGAUUAGUGUCUAUUGGAAUGAAGGUCACUGGUUUGAUUGAUAUUAUUUUAUUGCAUUUUUCUGCUGCUUUUCGUUCAAAUGAAUCUCAAGGCGGCUUACAAACAAUAAACAACAUCAACAUCAGAAAUGCAGCAUAAAUCGUGCGGAAUAGUUAACAAGUCAUUGAUAAAGCAGUUGCAAUCUAUAAAACCCUGUUAACCAAACAGCAGCUGGAAAAUAAUCUGAAUAUCACAAUGACAGCAAAAGUCACAUCGUCAGAACAUAGAACCAUAGAAUUGUAGAGUUCGACUCAUCUAGUCCAAUGCAGGAAUCUCAGCUAAAGCAUCCAGAGCAGGUGGCCACCCAACCUCUGCUUAAAAACCUCCGAAAAAGGAGUCUGCAACCUCCCAUGGGAGACUAUUCUACUGUUAAACAGCUUUUACUGUCAGAAAGUUAUUCCUGAUGUUUAGUCGUAAUCUCCUUUCUUGCAACUUGAAGCCAUUGUUUGAGUCCUACCCUCCAGAGCAGGAGAAAAUAAGCUUUAUUAUUUUUUGCAUAUAUAUACAACCUGAACAUAAGAGUACAGCAUUCACACAGCAAGAGCUCUUAUCUCCCCAUUAAUUUUCCAGGGGAGCCCCAAGCCAUAGCUUUGGGUCUAGCACACAGCAAGACAUGCCUCUGUCUCCCCAGCAUCCAGAAUCAGCCAAAACUCUCUCAUAAACACGCAGAACUCCUUUCUGGCUCCUUUCUUAGGAUGACUUGGCAUCCCGCCAGGUGAGGCGGGAAAAGGCCCACCCAUUUGUCUCUAUGGCAACAGAGCAGCCUCUUUGGAUAUAGUAAAUGGCAGAACUUAACUGGCCAGCCAAAGCCAUUACCUUAACAAAGGAACUGGUAUGACUGGUUUGGCAGCCUCUUCUGCUGGAUUCGAAACAUUUCUGGAUUGGCUUGGAAAGGACCCAGGCAUCAUCCAGCCUGACCCACAACCCUAUAAGGUAAAGGUAAAGGGACCCCUGACCAUUAGGUCCAGUCGUGGCCGACUCUGGGGUUGCGGCGCUCAUCUCGCUUUAUUGGCCGAGGGAGCCGGCGUACAGCUUCCGGGUCAUGUGGCCAGCAUGACUAAGCCGCUUCUGGCAAACCAGAGCAGCGCACGGAAACGCCGUUUACCUUCCCGCUGGAGUGGUACCUAUUUAUCUACUUGCACUUUGACAUGCUUUAGAACUGCUAGGUUAGCAGGGACUGAGCAAUGGGAGCUCACCCCGUCACGGGGAUUCGAACCGCCAACCUUCUGAUCGGCAAGUCCUAGGCUCUGUGGUUUAACCCCAGCACCACCCGCGUCCUAUAGGAAGUGAUGCCUCCUCUCAAACCACUUUCAAGCGGGGUAGGACCAUAGCUGGGGGCAGAGCAGCUGUGCAAUGGUCUGCAAGGAUGCCCACCACUGCAAAGGGGUGAUGGGCCAAGGAAAGUGAUGGGUCAACUUCUUGGAAGGCAAGAAGAGUGGACAUUCAGCACCAUGGAUAGCACUCUUGCAGUUGAGGUCAGGCAUACAAGUUGCCUCAGCAAGACCUGGGUUUUAUAGCAGGGCUAAGUAUGGAGGCCUCACCACUUAAAAAAAUCCCCCUGGCAAGUUAAAGAACUGGUGUUUUCUUUCACAGCCACUGGUUCCCUUGAAGUAAUGGUAAUGGUGUUUUCAGCUGUGGAAAUCUCUUCCUGGGACUUUCUUGGUCUCCCAAGAGUCUGGUAGCAGAGGUGUCUCAUUGGGGCUGAAGGGAAGGAAGCGGGCUUCUGGAGCCCCCAGACCUAUAUGCGGCAAAUUAGGAAGUGGACUCAUCUCUUCCUCCUCUAAAGAGGAAUUGCUGGAGAACUCUGCCUCCAGAGUCCUGAUCUGGGGCCAUGACAACCUGCUUUAUGUGCUGAAGGUUCCAGUUUCAAAUCCUGGCAUCUCCCAUUAAAGAGGACCCAGAAGCAGGUCAUGGGAAAGGCCUCUCUGUGCCUGAGACCCUGGACACCCGCUGCCAGUCAGUGCAGGUAAUACUGGCCAAAAUAGGGCAAUGGUCAGAGUUGGUAGAAGGCAGCUUGAUUGUAGCUUUCUUUAAAAAUGAACGGCUUCAGCCUCAAAGAGUCUGAUCCUUAACUCUCUAUGUAGCAACGUCAAACAUCCUAAGGGAUGGCAGGCUUUCAGUAUGGAACACCUGGCUGGUCAGAAUAAUGGGCAUGUUAGGAACACAAUAUUCAGGAAGUCAGUGACUAGCACUUGCUGUGGGAGACUUAAGAUGAUGGAACAGAAGAACAUUAGUCUUGAACUGGUUCUGGGAGCUGCCCUCACCCUGGCUCUGGGCAUCAUCAGCCAUUGUGGAUGCCAGGCUGAUGCUAAUGGGCAGUCCCUAUACAGCACAGAAAUCGGGGGAGAUGGAAACCACAGUGAGAUGGAAACCAGAGAGUGGCACUCAUGUUAUUUGAUGGUUUCCCUUCUUGGAAGGUGAUGCUGGCUGGUCUAUAAAACAGAGGUCAGGUCUACCCCAUCUGUAAAUUUAAAGGCUUUUUGGUGCAAGAGUGCAUCAUUGGUCAUCAGUGUGGAGCAAGAGAAGUGAUCAGGGCUGGCUGGGUCUAUUCUCUAAAGGUCAAUAUGUCCAAACCAGCUGUGGAGACUGUUGCAGCUGUUUGUUAACUGGGGUCCGUUUGCUGCUCCAAGGAAAUGCUUUUGGCUCCGUAACUGUCCCAGGAUGGAUCCAGGGUCCAGCUUCUCCACAUGCCAAGCCUUUUGCAGGCUAGGCAAAGGGGGGGGGAGGGGACACAAGAUUUUUGGGAUGAAGAACAUCUGUGACUUUUUGUGUGUCCUCCUUCUCCUCUCGGCCACCUACUCAAAAUGUGUGCUGCAUUUGUACUGAGCAGGCAGUUAACAGAAAGAUCAUGGCAGAAAAGGCCCUUUUCUUCCAAUGGCAGAUAGUAGUCCCAAAAACUCUGCAUCAACGUGCCCCAAAUUCUGCAGCCAAGUUGACUCUAGGUAAAGGUAAAGGGAACUCUGACUGUUAGGUCCAGUCACGGACAACUCUGGGGUUGCGGCGCUCAUCUUGCUUUAUUGGCCGAGGGAGCCGGCUUACAGCUUCCGGGUCAUAUGGCCAGCAUGACUAAGCCGCUUCUGGCGAACCAGGGCAGCACAUGGAAACGCCAUUUACCUUCCCGCCGGAGUGGUACCUAUUUAUCUACUUGCACUUUGACGUGCUUCCGAACUGCUAGGUUGGCAGGAGCAGGAACAGAGCAACAGGAGCUCACCCCAUUGCAGGGAUUCGAACUGCCGACCUUCUGAUUGGCAAGCCCUAGGCUCUGUGGUUUAACCCACAGCGCCACCUGCGUCAAGUUGACUCUAGAAAUAGUUAAUUCACAAGGACAUCAACUCUUCAUUAGUAGUUGUUGGGAGGUUUUUUUGGGGGGAAGGGGAUUCCCAGUGCUGAACCUGAGACACCUGUUCAUCCUGUAUUUAGACUGCAGGAAAAACUCUGGUCCUCCUAAUCUUGCUGGAACCCAUCAGCCCCAGGCAGCAUAGCCAAUGGUGAGGGAUGAAGGGAGCUGUAAGGCUUCUUCUUCUUCUUCUUCUUCUUCUUCUUCUUCUUCUUCUUCUUCUGCGAUCACUUGUAGUAAGAUUGUCUUCCAUCAACACAGUUUUAACAGUGAGUCCGUAAGUGACUUUGGAGGCCAAUUCUGGAUCCACAUGUCCUUCCACAGUGGGGACAUAUGUUUCCAGGAGGGAGUUGAUCACGGUGUGGAUUUGCCAAGCGUGCCUUCCUCUUAGCACAUUUCUCCCUUGCGUUCUGAGUUUGAGCAUCUUCAAAGCCCAUUAUACCUUUGGUAAAGGCUGUUCUCCGACUGGAGCGCUCGCAGGCCAGUGUUCCCCAGUUGUCGGUGUUUAUCCUACAUUUUUAAAGAUUUGCCUCGGGAGAGUCUUUAAACCUCUUUUGUUGACCACCAGCAUUACGCUUUCCGUUUUUAAGUUCGGAAUAGAGCAGUUGCUUUGGAAGACGAUGAUCAGGCACGCACACAACAGUCCAACGAAACUGAUGCUGAAAAAUCAUUGCUUCGAUGCUGGUGAUCUUUGCUUCUUCCAGUACACUGGCAUUAGUUUGCCUGUCUUCCCAAGUGAUGUGUAAUUUUAUUUUGUUUUUAACAUCUGGAGGUCCACAAGUUCCUCAGUCCUGGCUUAGAUCAUCAUGGAACCAGAACAGUUUGUCCCGACAUCCACAGAGAAAGCUGAACAAGGGUGGACACCCCCACAUGAAAGGACAACCAGAACCAGAUCAUCUGUGAAAAUGAACUCAGCGUGUUCUCCAAUUCCAGCACAAGACUUAUUUCCUGAGCAGUGGGCAAUAUAAGAAUCAUCAGGGAUUUAUUUCCCCCCAUUGGAUGCAUUCUCAGCUUGAUUCUGCAGGAGAUGUCCUUAGCGAAGACUUUUUUUUGAACACUCACUGCAGACAGUGGAUAAGAGCAAAGAAGGAGCCCAGCCUGCUCCAGGGGUUUCUGACAUUCCCUUCAUCUUCUGUCAUUUUGCUAUAUUGGCUGCUAUUAAUUUUAGCAUUGCUUCCACUCCGCAGAUGGUAAAAGAGGCCAAUAAAAAAAAACCUGCUGGUUUCUGCAUAGAGUACAGUGCCAAAGAUCUGCCUUCGAUCUGCCACCUUCUAAAGGUCUGCCUUUAGCAACUGAAGCUCAGAGACAUGCAAUGGAGCAAACAGAUUCCCAUGCAUGGAAAGAGUGCAUCUCAAACACCAGACUUUGCACCACCACCACUGCCACCCAACAGCUCACAUUUCGCCUACAGAAGUCUGAGGGCUUAGCCACCCUUAACUUUUGCCCUGCUCUUUCCAGGCACAGGUCCUUACUCUAAAGCUCCAUGUUUGACUUUAAAGCUCCAUGUCUGCACCCCAGAGCUCUCCUUGCAAAAACCUGCUCUUUAAAGCUGAUGUGCAACAAAUGACAAUUUGGGUUUUCGGAGGAUUGCCAUUUGCUCCAGUUCAGCUUUAGAGAGUGGGUUUUCAUGGGGAAAGUGUGAACAGUGCAAGGAAAGCAUAAAGGUAGGUAAACGUGGAUAAGCCCCAAGAGGUGAUGUGAUAGACAUCUUCAAAUACAGUGGUACCUCGGGUUACAUGCGCUUCAGGUUACAUAGCUUCAGGUUACAGACUCCAUUAACCCAGAAAUAGUACUUUGGGUUAAGAACUUUGCUUCAGGACGAGAACAGAAAUUGUGCUCUGGCGGUACAUCAGCAGUGGGAGGCCCCAUUAGCUAAAGUGGUACUUCAGGUUAAGAACAGUUUCAGGUUAAGAACGGACCUCUGGAACGAAUUAAGUACUUAACCUGAGGUACCACUGUACAUGGUUCUACCCCUCCUCAUGAAAUCUCCACAACAACCCUCUGGGGUAGGUUAGGCAGAGAGGCUGUGACUGGACCAUGGUCACUCUGUGAGCUUCGUGCGCAAGUUGGAAUUUGAACCCAGGUCUCUCCCAGGUCGAGGUCUGAUGCUGUAACCACUACACCUCAAUAUAUUGGCUCAGUCUGUGCUCUAGACACAGCAUUCCCUGUCCCUUUCCAUUCCUCUGUUGCCCCAUCUUGGAUACACCUGUCAGCAUCAAGCCACCUUUGCCUCCUUCCGCGACCGCCCUCUGUCCCUGGAGAAGCAGCCUAACACAGACUUACAGAGGGAAGGCUUGGAGUUGAAUCUGUGUGCAACGCGACCCACACAUCAGGUGAAAAACAGAGCCUUUCCUGAUUGGAAAUCUCCAGAGAUAGGAGCAGCGGAGUGGGGGAAGGAGAUUUCUCUCUCCAUCUGUGUGCAUGCCAGUGUGCAAAGCCCUCUCUGGCAUUUAUCAAGGGAAGCAUGAAACAACGUUUUGUCACCCUCUAUCUUUCCAGCUGGCAAGUCGGGGCUUGGAAAGUGCUUGGUGGAUGCCGGCAGUUUACAAAUGUGUGGCACAGCUGCCUGGAGGAAACCACAGAAUCAUGGAAGGGACCUCAAGGCUCAUCUAGCCCAACCCGCCUGCAACACAGGGAUCUCAGCUAAAGCACCCCUGACAGAUGGCCAUCCAACUUCUGCUUAAAGGCCUCCAAGGAAGAAGAGCCCACCACCUUCUAAGGGAGCCCAUUCCCCUCUUGAACGGCUCUCGUUGCCAGAAAAGUUCUUCCGAAUGUUUAGUCAGACUCUCCUUUCUGGCUGUUUAAAUCCGUUGGUUUCGGGUCCUUCCCUCUAGAGCGGCAGAAGAAAAGCCUGAACUCUCCAUCAAGUGUUCUUCUGAGGUACAGAACAUACUGGAAUGAAAGAUGUUCCUUUCCAAGGGCGUGCCUGGUAUUGCUGAAUCAAAGGGAUGUGUGUAGGGAGCAAAAAUAUACACCUGCCUCCUCUCCUCUCCCUCUUUGUGGCUGGAAGGACAUAUCGUGAAGCUGAGGCUCCAAUACUUUGGCCACCUCAUGAGAAGAGAAGACUCCCUGGAAAAGACGCUGAUGUUGGGAAAGAUGGAGGGCACAAGGAGAAGGGGACGGCAGAGGACGAGAUGGUUGGGCAGUGUUCUCGAAGCUACCAGCAUGAGUUUGACCAAACUGCAGGAGGCAGUGGAAGACAGGAGUGCCUGGCGUACUCUGGUCCAGGGGGUCACAAAGAGUUGGACACGACUAAACGACUAAACAACAACAACAAGCCUCCUUUCCUCUCCCUCUUUGUGGCUGUUUUUGCCCUGAGGACUUUUUCUUUUUUCUUUUUAUUAACAAUUCCUACAAAACCACAUUUUCACAACAUAUCAUAUUCAUCUUUUCUCCCCUUUUCCCCCAUCCCCCCAUCCAACCCCCCCCCCCAAGACUUCCCUCAGCUCCUCUCUCUGAUUUCUCAGCACAUGUUGUUCUCGGCAUGUUAUAAACUUGUACAUUUCCUUACAUUAUCUAUCAUGUUAUCAACCAAUAAAUUUGUGUGUGUUUAUUCAAACCCUCCCAAGGAGUCCAGUUCAUUUUGUUGUCUUUUUAAAUAAUUUGUAAAAAGCUCCCAUUCUUCCUUCAAGUCACAGUUGUCCUUGUCUCGCAAUUUGUAUGUCAGUUUAGCCAGUUCUGCAUAAGUCAUCAAUUUCUCUUGCCACUGUUAUUUUGUUGGGAUUUCCUCAUUCUUCCAUCCUUGUGCUAUGCACUGAGGACUUUUUCGCAGACCCAACACAGAAUGAUGCAGGAACAGGAUGAGGUGGACUUACAAUUGAACACCUGCAAAAAUGAUCUCGGUCCUGUAUACCUGAAGGAGCAUCUCCACCCCCAUUGUUCAGCCCGGACACUGAGAUCCUGCGCCGAGGGCCUUCUGGGAGUUCCCUCAUUGCGAGAAGUGAGGUUACAGGGAACCAGACAGAGGGCCUUCUUGGUAGUGGCGCCCACCCUGUGGAACACCCUUCCUUCAGAUGUGAAGGAAAUAAGCAGCUAUCCUACCUUCAAAAGACAUCUGAAGGCAGCCCUGUUCAGGGAAGUUUUUAAUAUUUAACGCUGUACUGUUUUUAACACUUGAUUGGGAGCCGCCCAGAGUGGCUGGGGAAACUCAGCCAGAUGGGCGGGGUAUAAAUAAUAAAUUAUUAUUAUUAUUAUUAUUAUUAUUAUUAUUAUUAUCUGUCUGUACUGGGAGGCAGCAAACAGCAGCAGCCCCAGCUAAGAACCACUUUCAGCUGGACUCCAGCCUAGCCAUUACAAGGCAAGGCCACUUGGGAAAACCAGAGUGCUGAUCUCUCCAGUUCUUGUGCAGCAGCCAAGAGAUCGUGGUGGUAGGAGAAUCCACCUUCCCACGCUUUGCAGCCCAAAGAUUUCAUGGAGUCCACUUCUCUCUCUGAACAAACGCAGAGUGGCAGGCACCUCCCAUUAAAAUGUAUGAGCCGUCUGCAGGGAGUGCUGAGGUGGGCUGAUGAGAUCAGCAUCGAAAGCUUUUAAUUAACGGCCGGCUUGGAUAUUUAUUGAGGAGGAAAUUGCCACUCCCGGCCAGUUGCUUGCUACUGAGGGCUGCUAAAUCGGGACUGGGAAACGGUUGGAAAUCUCUUUCAUCUAUCCGGAAUCAUUCAGUUCAUUGCAUGUCCAAAAGUUCUAGUGAGAGAGGAAGGGAAACCUCUCUGUAUCCCCUUUCUCCAUGCCAGGCUUAAUUUGAUAAACUUAUUUCAUGUCACCUUUUAACAAGACUUGGGGAAUGACCAGCAACACUCCCAAAGUGAUUUUAGCGAGCAAAGCUGGGAUAGAAGGGUUCAGGAUAUCCUUAGGGUACCUUGGACCUAAGUUGUUCAGGGCUUCAUAAAUUAAUACAGUGGAACCUUGGUUCUCGAACGCCUUGGUACUCGAACAUUUUGGCUCCCAAAUGCCAAAAACCUGGAAGUAAGUGUUCCGGUCUUUGAACGUUUUUUGGAAGCCAAAUGUCCGAUGUGGCUGUCGGCUAUUGUUUCCAGGGCGCCUGCACCAAUCGGAAGACGCACCUUGGUUUUUGAAUGUUUCAGAAGUCGAAUGGACUUCCAGAACAGAUUACAUUUGAAAACCAAGGUACCACUGUACAAGGAACUCAAACCUAGCUCUGUAGUAGAUGGGCAGCCAGUACAGAGGCAUUAAGAAUGUCCUGUGCUAUUGAGUAGAUGUUCCCACCAGCAAUCUGGCACCUAUAUUCUACACCAGCUGGAACUUCCAAAUGGGUCCCAAGGGCAGCCCAACGUAGAAAGCACUGCAGUAAUCCAGCCUCAAGUUUACUAGCACAUGGGCUUUAAUAUUUUGUUGGGAGCCACCCAGAGUGGUUGGGGCAACCCAGUCAGAUGGGUGGCUAAUAAUAAUAAUAAUAAUAAUAAUAAUAAUAAUAAUAAUGUUGCCAUGUCAUUACAGUGAAGUCUCAUCUUGACCUCAGAACCCUGGAUUCUGGUCCUGUUUUUCUUUUCUUCCCCCUCUGUUCCAGAUAUCUUUUGAGCAGAGCCAGCGAUGCUAAGUUCACAAAAGCCUCCCCCACUCCCAAACUCUGCACACAUCCUUAUCUCCAUUCUGGAAAGUAAUGACUUUGGAAAACAAACAGAGAAGUCUGUAUUGUAUCUUGAAAGAUAAACAGACUCUAGGGCUUAGAGAGCUGUGACAGAUUGCUGGUACCAAAUGGGAAAUUGGGAUGGAAGGAAGAAUGGGAGAAACAUACUGGUCCAUGGUUGGGGUCAGAUAGAGGAUCUGGGGCAGUGGGUCCUUGCCAUUUUGGUUGCUCUGUCUGUAGAGAGAUAGAAUGAGCAGUCCUCUGAAUUAUGCGCUUCUCAAGUGGUGACUCAUAUAUUCAGAUGCUCCUCAUGAGAUUUAUUUUUUAAAACACGCACACACACCAACCAUCUCACUUCAGUAUAUAAAGUAGCAAGUCAGGGAGAGGGACGCAUGAAACCUUUCUCCCUGCUGUGCUAGAUUUCUCCAUGCAGGGAACAUUAAAAAUGUGCCCUCUCCAGUUUUAACCUAAAGCUGAGCGGUCCAGAAUUCUGCGGUUUGGUCUACCAUUUUGUUUUGCAUCAAGGGUAGAUUGGCUCUGAAUUUUAAGCCAUUGUGGUGGUGAAAACAUUGCAGUCAAUCAGAAGGCCUUUGAUCAAGAGACUUGUGCUAGGCUUGAUAUGAAAACCCUCAAAUUCAGUGAGCAUUAUUUUGCCUCAGAAUUUGGUGAUAGCAAAUCUGGAUUAGUCUUAAGCAUCUCUUUGACCGCUCACCAAGCAUGAUUUUAGGUUUCCGUCUAUGAAACAGGUUAUAUUUUUGGCAGUCUUCUCAGCCAUCUGAAUGCCAGAUCCUUCCAAAUAUUGUUGUGAGUGGGUGGGUGGGGGUCUGUUUGGAUGAUGCCCUGAGUCCCUCCCGAUUCUUGGGAUCCUGUAUCUGUGGAGGUAGAAGGUAUAUCCUGAAGACACCACAGUCUCCGUGGACCUUCAUCCCAAGGAAACUGAACCCUGAGUAAGUGCAGGAAGCCUUGGGAGUCUCUUGCCACUCAGAGGUUGGACUGACAGGCAACAAUAUCUUUUCGGAAUGAGAAUGGAGUCCUUGAUGGAGGCAGGGAGGGACAAGUAUAGCAUGCCAGGUGGAAAAUGAGCAGUAGGAUGGCUUGAUGGGAGGAAGUUAACAGAAAUGGACGUCUUCUGCUGUCUAUUUGGGGAACAUCACAUGAGGCCGUUGCAAUCACGUUGGCCUCCUGCUUCUACCACAUCUCGUGCAAUUUUAUUUUGCUGUUUUGUCGCUCGAGACAUGAUUGUGUCUUUCCCACUCCCAGGAAGGACUGGUGCUCACAUGUCAUCUACAGUCAUACCUCGGGUUGAAGUUGUUGAGCGCCUUUGGGUUGCGCUCCGCAGCGACCCGGAAGUAACAGAAUGCAUUACUUCCGGGUUUCGCUGCUCGCGCAUGUGCAGACGGUCAAAAUGAUGUCACGCGCAUGCGCGGAAGCAGCAAAUCACGACCCACAGAUGUGCAGUUGCGGGUUGCGUUCGCUUCAGGAUGUGAAUGGGGCUCCGGAAUGGAUCCCGUUCGCAUCCUGAGGUACCACUGUAUUUGAAGCUGAAGGAAAAUGGCUGUAGAGUCAUACCUCGGGUUACAGACGCUGCGUUUUUUCGGGUUGCGGACUGCCGAAACCAGGAAGUACCGGAACAGGUUACUUCUGGGUUUCAGCAUUCGCACAUGCGCAGAGGUGCUAAAUCACGCUUUGCAGAUGCGCCACUGCGGGUUGCUAACGCUGCAGGUUGUGAACGUGGAUCCUGCACAGAUCACAUUCACAACCCGGAUGUCCACUGUAUUGUAGGUCUUUCUCAAGGCGUUGGGGUGAAAUGGAGAAUAGAAUCAACAGGUGUUUGCAGUCCAAAUGGACUGCAACUCAUAAGGACGUUAAGAAGACCCUGGUGGAUCAGGCCAAUUGCCCAUCUAGUCCAGGAUCCUGUUCUCACAGUGGCCCACCAGACGCCCUUUAUGGGAAACCCAUAAGCAGGAUUCGAUCUCAAGAGGACUCUCCCCUCCUGUGUUUUCCAGCAACUGGUAUUUUCAGAAGCAUUGCUGCCUCGGACUGGGUAGGCAGAGCGUAACCAAAUGUGGUUAUUAGCCACCUGUGCUGGGCCCGGGGGUAACACGAGAACCACGGUCCAGGUCUGGUCCAAAAUCCGACGGUUCCGCUAGGAGUCGGUCUGACAGGGUCAAGGCAGGAAACCAGGCAAGGACAGGGGCAGGAUCUGGCAUACAGCAAUGUUGCUCCCGCAACCUGGAGUGGGGUCCAACAGCCUUUUAUCUUUGCUGGGGUAACAGCUGGUCCUGAUCCCCUGGUGACUCACCUCCCUGUCUCGCCCGAAGGCAAGCACUCCUCCUGAGAGUACUCAGGUCUCUCCUUCUCUCAGACCUUAGUUUCUGCAGCUCGGGAGACGUGGGUGGGUUGCUAAACCCAGAGGCCACCUCAGCCUCCCCUGACCAAACUGGUAGUGGAGCAGCUGUAAGUGAUGGCCCAGCUGGAGGCAACGAGGUCAUCCCCGCAUCUGGAGCCAGGGCAGGCUCAGGCCCCUGACUCGGCCCAGCUGGUGUUUGUUGCAGGGGAACCUGUGCAGACUGGGACUCUUCAGGAUCAGCCCCAGACUUGGUUCAGAUGAUGCCUGAGGCAAAGGAUCCGGUGCAGACUGAGUCUCCUCUGGCUCCGAGUCCGAGCCCAAGCCUUAUCCUCCUCAAUUACCGGUAAUUUGUCCAAUCCUCUUUUAAAGCCAUCCAACUCUGUGGCCAUCACUGCUUCCUUGUGGAAGCAAGUUCCAUAGUUUAUGCACUGCAUAAAAAAAGUACUUUCUUUUCUCUGUCUUGAAUCUCCCAACGUUCAUUGGAUAUCCACAAAUUCUCCCUCGAGAGAGAGGAAGAAAAAGGGUUUCUUUUCCUAUCCGACCAGAAGCAGCCUGCAAAGUGAGAAAGUGCUUUGGGAUUGUUGUUGUUUCUUUUGAUAUACAAAAAUAGGGGUGGUUGGCUUUUGCUGCCCAGCUCCCCAAGGGACUGAGUUCCCUAAGUCCAUGAUUGGUUAGAGAUGAAUGGAUGGAGGCAGGAUGCAGUGAAAAAAAGGCAGAUCUUUAUUUUUCUGUUGCAACAGAGUUCCCUCGCCUCCUAGGAAGGAGGCAAGAGAGACCCAGAACCAAGAAGAAACAUCUCUUUUAAAGGGUUUGCAUUUUGGCGUGGAGGAGGAGGACAGCCUGGGCUGUCUUAAGCAUAUCCAGCGCCAUGGUGCAAAGACCCCCAUUUCCCAGAGUUGUCACCUUUUCCCAAGCCUCUGCAGGGAUCGCUCUCCUUCCACGGAGGCUUGGGAAGGAAGCUCUGCAUGCCCACCAGCCAUAUGGUUGACACGGCACAGCUGGCAGGUGUGCAGGGAAAGGGGAGGCUGCCGGCAAAGCUGCGCAGCUCCCCCACUCGCCGGGGCGCCCCUGAGAGGCCAGCGCCCUGGCGCAACACGCCAGUAAGCCCCAUAGGAAAGACGGCUCUGAGGACAUCCCCUCUACAAACAGUCAGAAAUUGCAUCACGCAUACUGUAAGGUGGGGUUACUGUGGCUCAGGCAGGCCAAGGGGUGAUAUUCCUGAGGAUUCCAGAUUCAUAGUUCCAGACACAGUUUGCACAAAAUGUUAGCAUUUGAUAAGACAAUCAGGAUGCCUGUCAGACAUUGCUCAGUGUGGAGCAUCUGGGCAAACAAUGACAAUUAAUCCAAAGGAGGUUGAUAGAUAUAGGAGAGGAAUCUCUUCAGGAACUUCCCCUGAUUGCUAUCUGCCUACGUUUUCUCGGGCAAGGGGGAUUAAGAAGGCAGAGGAAAUAUUGAGAGUCUUUAGAAGAGCCAAGAUGGCUUUGGGAUUGCUCUCCUGUACUGUUUUAGACAUGUGGUCUAUAUACUUAUGUAUGUGUGUUUACCUUGUGCAGUUAUCAACAUUUAUCCUACAGUGGAACCUUGGGUUGCGAACAUGAUCCGUGUGGGAUGCACAUUCGCAACCCGCAGUGGCAUGUCUGCACAUGCGCAGGUUGCAAUUUGGCACUUCUGUGCAUGUGCAAAGCGUGAUUAAGUGUUUCUGCGCAUGCGCGAGCACCGAAACCUGGAAGUAACCCGUUCCGGUACUUCCGGGUUCGGCACAGUGCGCAACCCGAAAACGCGUAACCUGAAGUGUCUGUAACCCAAGGUACCACUGUAUAUUUGAAUUCCUACAACGCUUUGUACUUUUUGCCACUUCUCUCUUUCCGUCCAUGUAAAGAUCUCAUCCCUUCUGGCUUUGGGCGUGGGGAAUUCAAACUUCAGGCCUACUUCAUCUUUCUAAGGAUGAGAUGUAGCCAGCAAAAUGGGCCCUGGCUGAUGCCAUAAUAAAUGUCUUUAAGCUGCUGCCAUAUCUUGAAAGGUUGUUGCCUUUGGAUAGAUAUUUGCCUUAAAAGACCUUUCAGUUUCUUCUGACUAAUGGAUUCCCCACCCCCACCCCAUAACCCCGUAAUUGAGCUAAAUUAUAGGCCUGCAGUCAAAUGCGACAUUUCCUGUUUAUUUGAAGCUCACCUAUGAAAGUUGGCCUUCUUUAGCUCCGCAGCUCAUAUAUAUGAGAGGCUAUAAAUAGAGAAGGCUAGCUGAGAGAACAGAAUGUUGGACUGGGUGGUUUUGAUCAUUUUGGUAGCCCUUUCCUGAACUUUCUCCAACUCUGCUUCACUCUUUCUGAGGUGAGGCAACCAGAGCUGUACACAGUGUUCCCAAGGCAGCCACACCAGAGAUCUGUAUAAUGUUAUGGAUUCUUCCACGAGGGCCAAAAGAAAUACAAAGGCUCAUUCAGUACGGAAGGUGAUGUAACUGCUGGAGACGUGCUAUCUCCAUGCUUUAAUGUCUAAGUAUGAAGCAUUUGACGGCAGAAAGUCUGAACGCAGCUGGCUGCGAAGAGGAAAGGGUGCAUCAAGCUCUGUCCAGGAAGGAACACAGCCAGCUCUGACUUUGGGAAAGGAACCACUCUGUUGGCUGCUGGGCUUUAUGAGCAGCAUCAGGAAUUCAGGCCAGCCAGUGGGAGUGUGAGACCUCCCGACAGAUGUUCUUUCCACAUCUGCUUGCGAUUGCCGUUAAUUACAUGUCCGGACUGCCUCGCAGCCAAACUCCAAUGACAAAGUUUAUUUGCGUGUUUAUUCCGGCUUGUUGCUUUCGGGUUCUGAUGUUGGUACCUUUCUGCUUCCACCCCAUCAGGGGCAUAGCACUGUCUGCCAGUGCCCGGGGUGUGGGGUGGCUCAGGCCGUGGCAGGGGUGGGGCAUGGAAGUUGAAGAGCAUCCUUCACGUUCCCCAGCCCUCGCCACUGAUGGGCGGGUGCACAUGGGCUGGAUCUCUGUGGAUGGCACCUGGUUUACGCCCCCUUAUAUGCGCCCAGGGCAAUGGCCCCCCUGGCACCCCCAACACAACGUCACUGCACCCCAUCCCUCCCCACUCCGGAAAGUGGCCGGAUUGCAGAUGCAGAAGGGACCAGUUGAGACAGGCUUGUGCUUUAACUAGUUAAGGAAAAGGUCCUCCAUCUAGCUUGGGAAGGAUGGGGGGAAGGCCAGCCCCACCAGAAAGCAGAGAGGGGCGUGAUGGAAGAACUGCAAAUUGUCAGUUGUUUAAUUUAUUAUUAGUGGAAUUUUACUCUCAGGUGCCAAGGUAAGUUGGCCAGCCUUGGAUAUAAUGAAGUUUGACUUUGGGAGGGAGAUGCCCGUGUGUUGAUGUGGUUAGAAUGCUGAACUAAGUAAAAGGUAAAGGUAAAGGACCCCAUGACACUUAAGUCCAGUCAAAGGCAACUACAGUGGUACCUCUGGUUAAGAAGUUAAUUUGUUCCGGAGGUCUGUUCUGAACCUGAAACUGUUCUUAACCUGAAGUACCACUUCAGCUAAUGGGGCCUCCCGCUGCUGCUGUGUCGCCACCACAUGAUUUCUGUUCUCAUCCUGAAGCAACGUUCUUAACCCGAGAGUCUGUAACCUGAAGCGUCUGUAACCCGAGGUACCACUAUAUGGGGUUGUGGCGCUCAUCUCUCUUUCAUGCCAAGGGAGCCGGUGUUUGUCCACAGACAGCUUUCUGAGCCAUGCAGCCAGCAUGACUAAAGUGCUUCUGGCGCAACGAAAAACCGUGAUGGAAACCAGAGUGCACAGAAACGUCAUUUACCUUCCCGCCGCAGCGGUACCUAUUUAUCUACUUGCACUAGUGUGCUUUCGAACUGCUAGGUUGGCAGGAGCUGGGGCAGAGCAACGGGAGCUCCCUCUGUUGUGGGGAUUCAAACCACCGACCUUCUGAUUGGCAAGCCCAAGAGUCUCAGUAGUUUAGACCACAGCGCCACCCACUGAACUAAGUAGGACCUGGGAGGGGGGGGCAGUGUCCAAAUCCCUGCUCAGCCAUGAAGUUCACUGGGUGACUUGGUCCAACAUUUCCCUGCUUGCAGGGAGUAGGCUAAGAUGGUCCUCAGGGUCCCUUCCAACCCCACAAUUCUAUGAUUCUAUGUGUGGGUGUUAAAGGAUAGCUGUAGUUCCCCUUCUCGUGUUGUUUAGGGAUGUGUGAAUUAGGUAUGCAUUAAAAUGCAACUCAACCCUACUACAAAUCAUGGGCGAUUACAAAUCAUGGGGUAGAUUAUUAAGAAGUAGGGGUGGAGGAGAAGGUCCAUUUGUGCAAUGGAUGCUUUCUGCCUUACAAUUCACACAAAAAUUUUUUCCCUUUCCAGUAGCACCUUAGAGAUCAAUUAAGUUUGUUCCUGGUAUGAGCUUUCGUGUGCAUGCACACUUCUUCAGAUACCAUAUCUGAUAUCUUCUGCAGAUAUCUGAAGAAGUGUGCAUGCACACGAAAGCUCAUACCAGGAACAAACUUAGUUGGUCUCUAAGGUGCCACUGGAAGGAAUUUUUUUCAUUUUGUUUCGACUACGGCAGACCAACACGGCUACCUACCUGUAAUUACAAUUCACAGGCAACCAAGUGCUUUGUCUUUUUCAUUGGCACUGAAAUGUCGGAGACAAGAAGGCCCCCUUUGGCACACAGACUGAAAAUGCUGCUUCAAUAGCCUGUUUUGUGCUGCUCCACUGUAAAACAAGAGGACUUUCCCUUACGAAAACCCUGUUGGAGUUAUUCCCUGGCCCUGUGACACGGGCAUUCUCGCUGCCUGCUUGUUUUCUCGCUGCUGCUAACAUGGUGGGCAGCAGCUGAGUCAGGAAGUUGGAGGCUUCUAAUUUGGGACACACUGUCUGGUGGUUUAGCAAAUGUGCUGAGGCAGCCUUGUGGGUGAGAGAAGGACUCUGCGAACUCUGACAAGGCAGAGGAACCACAGUCAGCCUGCCUGCGUGUGUGUAGGCGUGUGUGUGUGUGUGUGUGUGUGUGUGUGUGUGUGUGUCUUCUUGGGCUUUGCCCUGACAUUGCCUGCAACUGCAAAAUUGCGGGAUGGGGGAGGUGAUAGGACCAUAAACCAUGGCAACACCUUUGACUGGCUGUGCAAAAAGCAGACGACAGUAAGCCUAAGUUCCUGUGAAGCAGAACUCAAUGCUCUGUCAUUUUCACUCAUGGAUUGUGAAUGGUUGAUGCAACUGUUUCAGGACAUCAAGGUUUCUGUGAAAUGUCCUAUACAGGUGUAUCAAGACAAUAGAUCCUGUUUGGCUUUGCUGAACUCAGAAAGAUGCGAGCAAAGAACCAAAUACUUGCAGAUAAAGUUACAUCGUGCAAGAGAGUGUAUUCAGAAAGGAUUCAUUCAGGUGUCCUACAUGCCAGGAAACGAAAUUCCUGCAGAUCUGUUGUCUAAAGUUGUUACCAGAGAGCAACUUAAGGUUUAUGUACAGAGGUUGCAAUUGGGUUGAACCACAGGUACUACGGUUUACACAGAAAGGGGGAGGAUGUUAGGAUAUAGUUCCGUUCCACCUUAAAAGGAACAGGCAUGACUGUUGUGUGUCACAUGCCUGUUUACUUCCAGCACAGGCUUGCUGGGAACAUUCGUUUGUAUGUUGCUUUUGCUAUACUGCUGUUUUGCUGGACACGAAGGGAAGUAAACAUGUUUUUCCUUUGUUCCUGAACUAUGCUGAAUAAAUGCCUGUAAAUAAUGCCUACACAUGUCUCUGUCUGCCACUUCCGUUGUGAGGAUUUCUUCGCUCUGCUGAUAAGAGUGUGCACAGCUUCUGAACGUUUCGGAGGCUCGUGUCGCUGAUUGAUGCUGUUCUGGGAACCAGAGUUCGCCCAGCUGCCGGCCGGUGGCUGGAGCCAGCUGGGGGCCUGCCUGAUGCCCCCGUCUCCCCUGCAGCUUCCCAACACUUUCUUCACAGCUUCACUUCCAGACACCCUCUAAUGUAGGCAUGUUUUGGGAGUCUAAUCCAGCCUGCUGGUCAGUUAAAAACCUCAACAACUUCAACCCUAAAAAAAACAACGAUCAAUAACUUUGGGGUAAAAUCAUUAAAAAAAAGCUCAGUCCUUAAAAAAGCUCAACAGCCCUUUAGUUGGCCCUCACGGCCCUUCACUUCAUCAAAUCUGGCCCUCUUUGAAAAAAGUUUGGACACCACUGCUCUAAUGAGUCCAUUAAAAAGGACAGCUGCUCAGAAACACAGAAAAUUAUAGCGGGGCUUAUUUCUGAGUAAGCACAAAUAGGAUGGCACUGUAAAGCUGGCACCGGGGCCCUCAAACUCAGUAGGACUUAAUUAAGUGAGGGGUCAAUAACCCCCUGUGGCCCUGGAGAACUGCACCUCUGCAUCUGAAAAAAACUUCACUGGUCUCAGCCCAGAAUUCGGCCGGAGACAAAAGGAAAAGUGCUGUAAAUUAGAAUGCUUUAUCCUGACUCACUUUCCCAAAGUUAUAUAUAGAUCAAGAUUAAGGAUUAGGAUUAAAAAAAAAAAGUUAAAGGAAAUGGAAAUUUGGUUUUUAAGAGGUAAAAUUUAAUGUUAUUUUAUAUUAAGAUUAAAGAUUGGGAUUAAAAAAGAGGGAAAGAAAUUGCUGGACAAACAAUUUGAACUGGAAUACAAAAGAGGGAGGUAUGAGGAGGUCCAGAAAAUAAGUAAAUUUAAAAAUGGAGAUGAAAAGGUGGUAUUGUUUUUAAUUGUUUUCUUUUCUGUCUUUUUUUUGUUUUUUGUUUUUUUUUGAUUAUGUAUUGUGUAUUUUUGAAUUGUGUAUUUCUUUUUUUUGUUUUUAAUUUUUUAUUGGUGUGUUCUUUUUAUUGGAAACCUUAAUAAAUAUCAUUUAAAAAAAAAUAAAAAUAUCCUGACUCACUUUCCCAGCCACGCUGUUGGGUUUUGGGUCAGGCUGCACUACCACUUCAUACACGCAUCUCUAUUGUCUUCGACAUCAGUUCUGAAUAUUGCAAAUGAUGCUAUUAGUUAUCAUCAUCUGAAUUGUAAACCACUCCAGGGCAAAGGAAGAGCCACACUAAUCUCCUUACGUCCUUUAUCUAGAACACUCCCAACACUCCUCUGUGCAUUGCAAAGAGAAAUCUGCAGUGGUGAGAAAGGUGUCUUGACCGCCCUGAUUGAUUAUGGACUGAGCGUCUGUUUUGUAUUGUCCGAGGUUCAAUUCUCAGCAUCAACGGACACGACUCAUACAAACAUAGAAUUGUAUGCAGGAAGACUCAGAAAGGUUAUUGCCUGAAACUCGGGGGAGCUGUAAGCCAGUCAGUGUGGUCAGUGUUGUAUUAGACAGAACAGUGGUCUAACUCAGUAAAAGGUAGAUUCACAUGUUUAUAUAUUUCCAUGGGAAAACUCCAAAUACGCUUCCAAUGAACUCAAAGUUUCACAACCACUGAUAACAAGAGUGAGAGAGCUGAUUGUGUGCAGCUUGAAAAUUACAAUCUGGUGGAAGGAAUUCCAGUAAUGUAGGGCUUGGAAUCUUCAUUGGAUAUAUGCAGUCUUAUAUCUUCCCGUCUUAUACGCAGUAAAACCGGUAUACUCUUACUUCCUUUUGCAAAAUUAUUUUGAGGCAUAUAUUUUUAGGACCUGCUUUAUUUUUACGACUGCAGGUUGUUUUAAUUGGUUUUUAAUAUUGUGUUUUAAUUCUGUAACCCAACCUGGGAUCUUAGGGUGAAGAUCGGACAAUAAAUAAAUAGAAGGCUCCCAGUUCUGGCCUUUGAAAACAUCAAGCCAUUUCCUAAUUACUGGUGCUCUGUUGCCACCAUAAAAACACCAUUAUCUCUUGAUAGCUUGGCCAAAUAUGAGACGUGCUUGGAACAGCAAAACUUUAUUACUCAAGUAAAAGCUGAAUACAGCAGCUUCUUAUGUGAUUUGUUUCUAAUACCUGUGUUUGAAUACUUUGUAUUUUAACAUAUAAUUAAAAUGCUAUUCCUAAUGCAAACCCUAAUGCUAAUCCUAUCCCCUAAUCCUCAGGACCCACAACAGCCACCCUUUUCCUUCUCCUCCUAAAACCCCGCUCACUCUUUCCCCACAACCUGUUCCAGCUGUCGCACUCCACCCUUAGCCAAUCAACACAUGACGCUCCUCUUACAAAUAUCUCCCAUGAAGCAUUUCACCGUGUAUCUCUUGUCCUAUCUUGUCCUUUGCCUCGGGUAGCAAAAUGUCUUGAGCCGGCCCUUACUGCAACUCUCCCUCUCCUUUGUCAGUUAGCCUCUCUUGUCUACAGCUGCAGUCUUUAAACCUGUUCAAGCAUCAUGUUCACCUAUGCAGGCAACAUACAGGUGAUCAGGGCAAGCCAAACUUCGCCCUCCAACCUGUGCAGAGUGGUGGGCGUAGUGGCAUGGCUGUUAGACCUUAGAGAGCUCAUCCCCACUUGCAUAAAGGCACUACACACAAGUAGCAUGCUUGAAUAGGGCUCCUUCCUCUCCCCAAUCAUUCCAGGAGUCUACCGCCAGGGCCAAAUUUAGGGGGCUCCAGCUGUCUCUGCUCCUCUCUUUUGGAGUCUGCCCUGCAAGUUGCACAAAAUUAACUUUUUCACCAAUCUGUGUUCCAACAGGUCAUGGAUCUACCUGAUAAUUUUACGGACUACUAUGAUGAAGCAAGCCGCUACUACAAUGACGACUACUACGUCACCACUGAUGAAAGCCACUGGACGAAGGAAUCAGCCCAAGACUUUACAUUCAUCACUCGAAUCCUUGCUCUCCUAAUCUUCACAGUCACUUGCAUCCUGGGCCUCCUGGGCAACGGCUUGGUCAUUUCCGUCAUCACGCUCAAGAUGAAGAAGUCGGUCAACGCCAUCUGGUUCCUGAAUUUGGCGGUGGCCGACUUCCUCUUCAAUGUCUUCCUGCCCUUGAACAUUGCCUACACCGCCAUGGGCUACCACUGGGUCUUUGGCAAAGGGAUGUGUAAGGUCAACACCUUCCUUCUUGUUCUCAACAUGUACACCAGUGUGUUCUUGUUGACCAUGAUCAGCAUCGAUCGCUGCAUCUCGGUGGCUUUUCCAGUCUGGUCUCAAAACCACCGGAAUCCUAAGAUUGCUUGGUUGCUGUGUGCCCUCAUCUGGGUUCUUGGCUUUCUGUUGAGUUCUCCUGCCCUUGUUUUUCGGGACACAGCAGCACAUCAAGAUCGUGUCAUUUGUUUUAACAACUACUCUUUGUCCAGCCUUUCAGCUCACCACCAUCUAGAUGAAAAGAGGCAUAAGACAGUCACCAUUCUGCGAUUCCUGGCUGGUUUCAUAGUACCAAUGACUGUCAUCACAGUGUGUUACGUUAUCAUUAUUGUCCGUCUGAAAAGAAACCGCCUCGCCAAGUCCAAAAAGCCCUUGAGAAUCAUCAUUGCCAUUAUAAUGACUUUCUUCUUCUGUUGGUGCCCAUACCAUGUGCUCAACCUCAUGGAAACCCAACACCACUUUCUCAGCAAAGCCGUCCUUGAGAAUGGAAUACCAAUUGUCACAGCCAUUGCUGUUUCCAACAGUUGCAUGAACCCUGUUCUUUAUGUCUUCAUGGGCCAAGAUUUCAAAAAGUUUAAGGUGACUGUCCUGUCCAGGCUGGCCAAUGCGCUGAGUGAGGACACUGUCCAUUCAACUAUUGCCCGCAGGAGCUUCACAAAACCUUCUUCAAUGACUGAAAAGGAGACGAUUCUAGUCUGAGCUGCAGAAUAUACGCAUCUGUUGGUCUGCUCACAGAGGCAAGGAGGAGGUCGGAUAUUGCAGAGUGGGUUUUCCAACUACAAUCUGAUCUUCCCAGGGCUUCUAAAUUUUCGGUGGUUCCAAAAAAAGGAGUUAUGCAUCAUAUCAAUACAAUUCUGUCAUUCAUCCUCAUGAAAUAAAUUGCAAAGGCCAUCCCAUAAACAUUUGCCCAUAGUCACCCGUGCAAGCUUCAAGGCCAAGUCUUCAAAAUUAAACUUUCCUGCAUCAAUCUAUCCUUCAGUAAUGAAAAUACAGGAACUGUGGAAUAAACUCUGUUGUUCAUGCUCCCUUGAGCCAAACAUUGAAAGUGUAGGACAGAUUUUUAAUAGGCUGGAGCAGACAGAACACUGUAGGCUUAGUUUUUAAAAUAGCAAUAAUCUGAUUGCAACUAUGCAUGUUGCAGACGGCACAGAAGCAAUCAGGCAGUGCUGCUUCCAAAGCAGUAUUUGUAUCCUCAAAUUCGUUUAUUAUUUCAUUUAUUUAGACCCUGGGCGCGCUCCGUCGUCAUGUGGCUGUGCUAAGAAUUCCCCACCCCUCUCCCGAAUUCAUUUUAACCUUCUGCCAGACUUCUGCCAGGGGGCCCAAUUUUCCGCAUGAGGCCAUUUCCCCAGACCCGCCAGGCCAAACCACAGGCAGCUGACAGUCAGCUGGUGCCACUGGCAGAUGUCUGCUGAUGGGGAGGGUGGGAGUGGAGUUCAAUCCUGCUGGGUGCUGUUUCACCCAUCCAUGUACCGUGCAGAAUCCAGUGGCUAAGCAGACAUACCCCCCCCGACCCACCAUGGGUCCAUGGAUGUGACCCCCUCCCCCACCUAUAAAUCACCUGACACCAAAGCUGGCCCAUGGGGUGGGCUUAGAUAAAGGUCGGGCCCCUCCAAGCCAAAAUAGUCUGGUGCAUGAAAAUGGCUCAGAAAAUGAAACUCUGGUGCUAAAGUAAAGACCAUCUUUUGGGGGAGGGUCCACGAGGGUGUGUUUCUUCUGCCUCCAGGCCAAAGGUUUCUAAGACCUGCUUCAAACACAGCCAAAGAUUCAGGCUGAAUCUUCUGCCCCGUACCCAGUGUUGUAAACAAAAUUGCCCUUUUCCCUUAUGGGGUAUCCAAGAGCCCAUAUAGAGUCCUUACACGGGUUCCCUACUGGUAGGAGAAAAUAACAGAGGCCAACCAGAGAAUAUUGAGAAGCAAAGCAGCUAGUAAGCUUGAUCUUUAUUGAUCUGUUGCAACAGGGUGCUCCCCUCACACGCAGGAAAGGAGGAGGAACCCAGAACAAUGAUGUGCAAGGCCUUAUAUGGACUUUUGAAAUUGCCACCCUGUAGAUCAAGACCACCCCCAGAAACAUCAUACAUACAUCACAGAAGGGGUGUAACCUAAGGCCACCCCUCAGAUACAUCAUACCUACAUUACAGAAAAGGCAAUCUUAAACAGAAAUUUGAAUGUUGUUUUUCCUGUUUGCCAGGUUAUUUGAUUGCUUUUCCGGAUUGCCUUUCCUGAUAGCCUAUCACCCAUUAAAAUGCUGAUUACUCUAUUCCUGAGACAAUGGGAAGGCUCCCUAACCCCCCUCCUUGCAGGGAAAACAUUUGGUCAGUUUGGGAAUCAAAAUGGUUUCAGGUCAGUCUUCCUGUUCUGAUCUAUGUACGUGCUUGGUUGGUACACUUAUGAACAUUACCAUAUAUCUAAGAUCUCAAAAUCCCUAUCACACCAGAUAAUGUUUCAUUUUGCUCCUUUGAUAUGCCAAAGGGAGAGUCGUGGUUUUUUAAUGAUGGGUGAGAGGGUUUUAUGGUCAGAGCAGGGGCGGCUGAAUCUGGGGUCUCCAGGUGGGAGUUCUAGCGCAGCAGCAUGGGGGGGGCACAGGUCUUCACCGCUGUGCCAGGAGAACUGUUAUAGAUCAAUAAAAUGGGUUUUGUAGACAUGUGGAGCAACACAGCUCCAUCCUCUAAACAACAGAGCUGCGCACUGCCUACUUGUUUUCAAAGUUAUCUGACAAAGCAUGAGGGCUAGCUACUUGAGUUUCAAAAAAGAAAGGCAGGAUUCUCAGGCCCCAGCUGAUUCUACCACACGGACAACUGGUUCUUGGUGGUUUGAAUCUCCCACAUGAAUAGACCUACGUGAGAUGACCGUCCCUGAGUUCUCUAAUACAUGUUCAGGAAAUGUCACACACACACACACACACACACACACACCUCGCCCCCCCAGUGGAGGAUUUGAUUGAAGUGAAAGGAGUGUGAAGUCCCAUGGGUAUAAAUCAUGCUUCAGGGAUUUGUUGUUUCAUAGAGCCUGUCGAGCAACUUUCUAGCUCUUCUUGUUGUCUUUUCUGUUAAUAUUUCAUAGUCCAUUAAUAAAUCUUUUCUACAAAAGGUGGGCUGAGCCAUUCUGUCUAUCCAAUUUCACGUGCAGUUAAUCCGGGAGAUAAUUCACGAUUUCACCGACGGGGCUGUGGCAUCGAGCAAAAGCCAGCGGUCGGAUUAUAUGAAGAUCGAUUUGACCGGCGCACUUUCUCGCAAAGAAUUGUGGCGCAAAAGCACAUUGAAAAUGUGCUGCCCUGAGGUGACGGCUCUGCCACCUCCAUACAGGAGUCCCGAAACCUGGUGCGCAGUUUACUUAUGCGAUCGCAGCCUUGCAUGCUCCGUUGAAAAAUUUAGCGAAUCAAUAGAAAGAGGGCGAAAGAACUGCCAGAAGGGGUCACAUGAGAGAUCUCAAGAGAGCCUCCAGAGACCCGAGGGCUUAAAAAGCUCUUUCUGCACGUACAGCUGAAAACGCUGGCAGCAUUAAGAUAAAUUCGUCAGAGUAAAUAAUUUUUGAUGGAUGUAAAAGUGGGAAAUUGAUUUGAAGGGUUGUAGUAAAAUAUGCAGGCAUGUAUGAUACGUGAAAUGGAACCAUGGAAGGAGAAGGGAAGUCACUGGAUAUUUUAAAGUUUGUAAAAUGUUUAUUUGAAACUGUAAAACAGAAAAUUCGAUGAAAAUUAUUACCAAAAAUAAAUAAAAAGCUCUUUCUGCAAGGC
Molecule: messenger RNA, 36688 nt
Organism: Podarcis lilfordi (Lilford's wall lizard)
Lineage: Eukaryota; Metazoa; Chordata; Lepidosauria; Squamata; Lacertidae
Source: the annotation of a GenBank genome assembly